Coregonus sp. 'balchen' is the source of this 526-nucleotide messenger RNA. The record is from the annotation of a GenBank genome assembly. Lineage: Eukaryota; Metazoa; Chordata; Actinopteri; Salmoniformes; Salmonidae.
CCGCCCCGGACCUGUGAUGACUACUGGAGUGAAUUCAGACACUGCAAAAGCCUGUGGAACCGUUUCCAUAACUACUAUGCCCAUGGCACAUCCCCCUCCUGCGGGCAGUGGAAAGAAGACUACUACUCAUGUAGAGAGUGGGAGAAGAACCCAGGCCCAGAGACCAAGGUACAGUUUAGCACUCAAUCAUCACUUCUGCUGCGAGGGGAAAUGGCCUAAGCAGCGUUGGAACAGCAAUACUGUAUUUACAGGGAAACUGCCAUCAAGGUCCAGAAAUGUUGGCUACAGUUUGCUUCUGUACAGGGUACAUUUGUAAUAUGACUCAAUUGUGAAAGAUCAACCAACCAACUCGGUCUGUUGUCUCUCUCUUAUCCUGUCCCUACUACAGGAUGCUUUACAGCAGAGUGAGAGGAACCGGGAGGCGGAGCAGAGGAAGUUCACCCCUGUGUGGGACCUGAGACGAGAUCCGCCCAGAGAUUGGCACAUGCCCCUGCACCAGGGCAAGCCCCCAGAUUCCCAGUCCUAA